CGAGGCAGAGCCUCUCCUCAAAGGCUGGCUCCCACGGAAAAUAUGCUCAGUGCAGCCGCGUGUGUGAAUGCAAACGCCGCCAGGCGCUUCUUCUAGUCGGGCAAGAUGCAGCCGAGAACUCCGCUCGCCCUGUGCGUUCUGCUGUCCCAGGUGUUCCUUGUAACAGCUGCAGACGACUUGGACUGCACUCCUGGAUUCCAGCAGAAGGUGAUACACAUCCAGCAGCCUGCUGAAUUCAUCGAGGACCAGCCUGUUCUAAACUUGACCUUCAGUGACUGCAAGGGUAAUGAGAAGCUGCACUAUGAGGUCUCAAGCCCGCACUUCAAGGUGAACAGUGAUGGCACCUUGGUUGCUCUCAGAAACAUAACUGCAGUGGGCAGGACCCUGUUUGUCCAUGCCAGGACGCCUCACGCCGAAGACAUGGCAGAACUCAUGAUUGUCGGGGGGAAGGACAUCCAGGGCUCCUUGCAGGAUAUAUUUAAAUUUGCAAGGACAUCUCCUGUCCCAAGACAAAAGAGGUCCAUUGUGGUGUCUCCCAUCUUGAUCCCAGAGAACCAGAGACAGCCCUUCCCCAGAGAUGUUGGCAAGGUAGUCGAUAGUGACAGACCUGAAGGGUCCAAGUUCCGGCUUACUGGAAAGGGAGUGGAUCAAGAACCUAAAGGAAUUUUCAGAAUCAAUGAGAACACAGGCAGCGUCUCCGUGACACGGAGCCUGGACAGAGAAAUGAUCGCUACUUAUCAACUGUUUGUGGAGACCACGGACGUCAGUGGCAAAACUCUGGAGGGGCCGGUGCCCUUGGAAGUCAUCGUGAUUGAUCAGAAUGACAAUAGACCCAUCUUUCGGGAAGGCCCUUACAUUGGCCACGUCAUGGAAGGGUCACCCACAGGGACCACGGUGAUGCGGAUGACAGCAUUUGAUGCAGAUGACCCGGCCACUGACAAUGCCCUCCUGCGGUACAACAUCCGUCAGCAGACGCCUGACAAACCAUCUCCCAACAUGUUCUACAUCGAUCCUGAGAAAGGAGACAUUGUCACCGUGGUAUCACCUGCGCUGCUGGACCGGGAGACUCUGGAAAAUCCCAAAUAUGAACUGAUCAUUGAAGCUCAAGAUAUGGCAGGACUGGACGUUGGAUUGACGGGCACAGCCACAGCCACCAUCGUGAUCGAUGACAAAAAUGAUCACUCGCCAAAAUUCACCAAGAAAGAGUUCCAAGCCACGGUGGAGGAAGGAGCCGUGGGGGUCAUUGUCAAUUUGACAGUAGAGGACAAAGAUGACCCCACAACAGGGGCCUGGAGGGCCGCCUACACCAUCAUCAAUGGAAAUCCCGGGCAGAGCUUCGAGAUCCACACCAACCCGCAGACCAACGAGGGCAUGCUCUCUGUGGUCAAGCCCCUGGACUAUGAGAUCUCCGCCUUCCACACCCUGCUGAUCAAAGUGGAAAAUGAGGACCCACUGGUACCAGACGUCUCCUAUGGCCCCAGCUCCACAGCGACCGUCCACAUCACAGUCCUGGAUGUCAACGAGGGUCCAGUCUUCUACCCGGACCCCAUGAUGGUGACCAAAUGGGAGAAUAUCUCUGUGGGCAGUGUGCUGCUGACAGUGAAUGCCACAGACCCCGACUCCCUGCAACAUCAAACCAUCAGGUACUCUGUUUACAAGGAUCCAGCAGGCUGGCUGAAUAUUAACCCCAUCAAUGGAACUGUUGAUACCACAGCCGUGUUGGACCGGGAGUCCCCAUUUGUCCACAACAGUGUGUACACGGCCCUGUUCCUGGCCAUCGAUAGUGGCAACCCUCCUGCCACAGGUACUGGGACCCUGCUGAUAACCCUGGAGGACGUCAACGACAAUGCUCCCUUCAUUUACCCAACGGUGGCUGAAGUCUGCGAUGACGCCAAAAACCUCAGUGUGGUCAUUUUGGGGGCUUCAGACAAGGAUCUUCACCCCAAUACAGACCCCUUCAAGUUUGAGAUUCAUAAACAGACCGUCCCUGAUAAAGUCUGGAAGAUCUCCAAAAUAAACAACACCCAUGCCCUUGUGAGCCUUCUUCAGAAUCUGAACAAAGCGAACUACAAUCUGCCCAUCAUGGUGACAGAUUCAGGGAAGCCACCAAUGACAAACAUCACAGACCUCAGGGUGCAGGUGUGCUCUUGCAAGAACUCCAAAGUAGACUGCAAUGCGGCGGGGACCCUGCACCUCAGCCUCAGCUUGCUGCUGCUCUUCUCUCUCUUCAGCUUAUCAGGUCUGUGAGAACACCACGACUGAAGCUUGACUCCCAAGUUGCCAUAGCAACAGGAAAAAGAAAAAAAAAAAGUCUAUCCAAAUCUGAAGAUUGCCGUUUACAGCUCUGAAACUUCACAACCAGGCCUCAAUUGUUCCACAUCCUCCUUUUUCUUUGCGAUUUCAUUUCAUCUGUACCUCACCAUUUGAUAGCAUCUUCCUUCUUGCUUUGAUUAAUGGAACCCUCUGGAUUUGCCCUGAAUGUUUAAAGAUCAUGUGUGUCACUGGACCUUAGGGAGCAGGAACAAUGACUACUUUUUCUGAUGCAUCCACAUGUUGCUAGACAGCGCUCCUCCAUCCAUGCAGCUGUGUGGUGGGUUUGUACCUGUACAUGGAUGGGUAUCUGUCGGUGUAUAUACCCAGUAUUUAUGUAGAAGACUGCAGGAGCCACCUGCUUUUGAGAUGCUUAGACAGAGGUGGUGGAAGCUCCAACAGCUGAGCUCUCCAGCCAAGAUCAGUUCACUGAGCUGUCACUCACCUGUGCAGCAAAGCUGCACCGCCAGGGGCCUACUCAGUCUA
Peromyscus eremicus (cactus mouse) is the source of this 2796-nucleotide messenger RNA. RefSeq names its product cadherin 13 (gene Cdh13). Gene Ontology annotation, cellular component: catenin complex; plasma membrane; adherens junction. NCBI's taxonomy places the organism in Eukaryota, Metazoa, Chordata, Mammalia, Rodentia, Cricetidae. Gene Ontology annotation, molecular function: cadherin binding; calcium ion binding. The coding region runs from base 106 to 2247 and encodes 713 amino acids. The transcript has 14 exons. Gene Ontology annotation, biological process: cell morphogenesis; sprouting angiogenesis; adherens junction organization. The record is from RefSeq and is a predicted model, not a curated record.